Symbiodinium sp. CCMP2456 is the source of this 395-nucleotide messenger RNA. The record is from the annotation of a GenBank genome assembly. NCBI's taxonomy places the organism in Eukaryota, Dinophyceae, Suessiales, Symbiodiniaceae.
AUGCACGCAAGCCCCGACAAGAAGCCUCAGAGUCCAUCCGGUUCCUUUGUUCUUCCCCCCGCCCAUCCACAGUCGGAUAUUUUUUCGGCUGGUAUCAUUCUUGUGGAGCUGCUGAUGGCCGGAGUGGCCGGCGAGGGGCCCCCAUGGACCACUGCCAUGGAGCGCAUCUCCAUCCUUGGAGCCCUUCGUGACGGCCGCGACUCCGCGUUGCCCGCCACGCUGCUUCGUGACCGAGGUGUUGGCGCAUGGCUGCGCCAACUCGUCUUCCGCAUGGUAAACUGGAGUGUUGAUGGGCGUCCGACCGCCCAAGAGGUACUGGACGAGAUUGAAGCUGCGCAAUGGGCAUCUUCUCGUCAUAACCCAUACCUCGGAACGCAACACUCGCGAUCUCCACA